GACUGAAUUUUAAAAAAAAGAAAAUACAAAUAAAACGAGAAAAGGAACUAACAAAUCUUCCAAUCUAGUCUUCUAUUUUAAAAACGAAAUAAAUAACACAUUAUUUAAACUACAUCAUCACACACAUCACAUUGUUGGCACUUGCAAAAUGACACCUUCACAUCGCCAGGAGUUUUGUGUGCGCUGGAACAGUCAUUUGGGCAGUAUAGGGGCUGCCUUUCCCCAGCUGCUAGCCGGCCAGCGUUUUGUCGAUGUCACCCUGGCCUGUGAGGGCCAUCAGGUGCACUGUCAUCGUUUAGUGUUGGCCGCCUGUUCUUCCUAUUUUGAAAGUAUUUUAGCUGAAAAUCCCUGUAAACAUCCGGUCAUUAUCUUGCCCUCAGAAAUUAAACUGUGGGAAAUACAAGCCCUGGUGGAUUUUAUGUACAAGGGUGAAGUAAAUGUUACCCAAGCGGGGUUGCCACAACUACUAAGAUGUGCCGAACAGUUGCGCAUACGCGGUUUGUAUGGUUCGGAUGCAGCGCUCAAUUUAAAUCAGCUUAAAGCCAUGACCAGUAAGGUUAAUACGCCAAGCUCUAAUACAGCUAAUAAUAAUAAUAACAAUGCCGAUAGUAAUGAUGAGGACACCGCCACAAAUUCGACCAGCACCACCACAGCUACAGCCGCCAGUACCAUACAGCAUACAGCGCAACAGCAAAUUGUUAUUAAAAAGGAACCCACCACUUCACACUCUUCUUCGAAUCAAUCGAAUUUUUCGGCCACACAAAAUCUACAAGUUUUAAAUCCUGCUAAUCUCAAAACCAUGAUGAGAAACCCAUCGUUGAUCAGUGCAAAUAUGGCCUUGGCAGCUCCUGCCACAUUUGCCCCCCAAGACUCUGGCGAUGAAUCCACUUCGAAUGCCUAUGAACACUAUGAAAAUAGUCAAAAUGCCAAUACAGCGGCCGCAGCCGCUCAUAUGAUGAGCCAUCAUAUGGACUCAACGGUGGAGGAAGAUCACAAUUAUGUGGCUCAUGAUGAGGACGAUAGUUUUGGUGGAGCCAUGGCUGAUUCUGAACAUGACUCGACGGCCAAUAACUCCAUGCUGCAAUCAAUGGAUAACAAUUGCUCUUUGAGACGCAUACGCAGAUCCGAAGAGUCACUGGAACAGGCGGCUAAAUGUGUGUCCAAGGGCCAGACCUUCCAGACUGUCAGUAAUAUGUAUAAUAUACCCGUUUCAACCAUACGCUUCUAUAUGGCCCGCAAGGGCAUUUUGCCCAAACGUAAACGUGGCCGUGGAGCCUCAAAUACAGGCGGCGUCAUGUCUGGACUUAAUAUGUCGGGGGCUGCGGCAGCGGCUAAUGCGGCGGCUGUUAUGUCCCAGGCUUUGGCUCAAAUUAAACGUGCUGACAGCCCCAGUGCGGCUCAAUUUGGUGAAACUACUCCCUAUCAUUUAAUGGGCUAUAAAAUGGAACCGGGCACGGCGCAUUUGGUUUAAGGUGGCUGAGAGAUGAU
Messenger RNA from Calliphora vicina (urban bluebottle blowfly), 1488 nucleotides. Its product is annotated as protein abrupt. NCBI's taxonomy places the organism in Eukaryota, Metazoa, Arthropoda, Insecta, Diptera, Calliphoridae. The transcript has a single exon. Bases 149 to 1471 code for a protein of 440 amino acids. Gene Ontology annotation, cellular component: nucleus. Gene Ontology annotation, biological process: regulation of transcription by RNA polymerase II. The record is from RefSeq and is a predicted model, not a curated record. Gene Ontology annotation, molecular function: protein binding.